This is a messenger RNA of Striga hermonthica, 2493 nucleotides long. The record is from the annotation of a GenBank genome assembly. NCBI's taxonomy places the organism in Eukaryota, Viridiplantae, Streptophyta, Magnoliopsida, Lamiales, Orobanchaceae.
AUGGCGGAGACGCCGAAAAAGAUGAAAUCCUCCGUCUCCUCCAGCCGGACCCCCAAGAGACGGCAAGCAUCCGUUUCCUCCCCGAAUCACAUCAUCGCACCCCAGACCCCGCAAAUCUCGAUGCCAGUGGCCUCCACCCUCCGACGAUCCGUCCGCUUCACACCCUCCGCACCACAAUCCCCUCCUACACCGCCUCCCCAGGCAAUUUCCCCACACUCCGCUGUCAAAACCCCGAAAUCUCGCCAGAUCGCACCGCCCCAACUUUCACCCUCCGCCAUUUCCAUAACCCCAGCAUCUCCGAAAACCGCCGAACCAAGGAGGAAGAGGAAGCUUCCAGAAGAGAAACAGACACCGGUUUCAGAAAAGAAAAGGAUCUCGAGGUGCAACAAGACUAGAAACGGUGGUCACAAAUCUAGGAGAAGGUCGUACUACAGAAAGGUGGUUUUUGAUGGGGUUGAGUUUUCAGCCGGCGACGAUGUUUAUGUGAAGAGGAGAGACGACGCCAGCUCGGACAAUGAGGAGCCUGAGGUGGAGGAAUGCAGAGUGUGUUUCAAGCCCCCUGGGAGGCAGGUUAUGAUCGAGUGCGAUGAUUGCUUGUUUGGAUUUCACCUGAAGUGUGUGGAUCCUCCACUAAGGAACGUUCCAGAAGGGGAUUGGGUUUGCAAUUACUGUAAGGCGAAAAAAUCGGGGAAAAUGGUGGACUUUCCAGAGCCGCCCAAGGGGAAGAAGAGGGCUAGGACUGCUAGGGAGAAGUUGCUCUCAAGUGAUUUGUGGGCUGUUCGUAUAGAGAGUUUAUGGAAGGAAGCGGACGGUACUUACUGGUGUCGAGCACGGUGGUAUAUUAUUCCGGAGGAGACGGCCGUGGGCAGACAAUCUCAUAACUUGAGACGGGAGCUUUAUCGGACUAAUGAUUUUGCUGAUAUUGAGAUGGCGUCUGUAAUUAGGCACUGUUAUGUUAUGGCCCCGAAAGAUUUCUCUGUUGCUGGCAAUGGUGGAGAUGAUGUGUUUCUUUGCGAAUAUGAAUACGAUAUAAAGUGGCAUAGCUUCAAGCGUAUUGCAGAGAUUGAUAAUGAUGAUGAUGGUGAAGGAGCUGAAAAGGAUGACAAUGAUGACGAUUGGGAUUCUUAUGAUGACUCGGAUUCUGCCUCAGAAGAUGACAUUGACUAUGAUGAUGAGACCAAAAUCAGUUCACUGGCUCAAGUCUCUUUAUCUCACCCAGUGGCUGCUAACUCAAGGAAGGGUAGAAUAUUUGGAUUGCAAAAGAUAGGGGCUAAGAGAAUUCCUGAACAUGUUCGAUGUCACAAGCAAACUGACCUAGAAAAGGCAAAAGCAUCACUUCUUCUUGCAACAUUGCCAAAAUCUCUACCUUGUAGGGAUAAGGAAAUGCUUGAGAUAACCUCAUUUAUUAAAGGAGCCAUAUGUGAUGAGCAAUGCCUGGGAAGAUGCCUAUACAUUCAUGGUGUUCCUGGGACUGGCAAGACAAUGAGUGUGCUUGCUGUGAUGAGACAUUUGAUGUCCGAGGUUGAUGCGGGAAGCAUAAGGCCUUACUGCUUUGUGGAGAUUAAUGGUCUCAAACUGGCCUCACCAGAGAAUAUAUAUAGUGUAAUCUAUGAAGGAUUAACUGGACAUAAAAUUGGGUGGAAAAAGGCACUCAAUUUGCUAAAUGAGCGAUUUUCAGAUGAAAAUAAUCAUGCAAAAUAUACAAAGCCCUGUAUCCUUCUCAUAGAUGAACUUGAUCUUCUAGUAACCAGAAACCAGUCAGUUUUAUACAAUAUACUUGAUUGGCCCACCAAGCCUAAUUCCAAAUUGAUUGUGAUAGGAAUAGCAAACACCAUGGAUCUUCCAGAGAAGUUGCUCCCACGCAUCUCUAGUCGUAUGGGCAUACAGAGGCUUUGCUUCGGACCUUACAACUAUCAGCAGCUUCAAGAAAUAAUUUCCAGUCGCCUCAAAGGGAUUGAUGCUUUUGAAAAACCUGCAAUUGAAUUUGCUUCAAGGAAGGUAGCUGCUGUUUCUGGUGAUGCUCGUCGUGCCCUGGAGAUCUGCAGGCGCGCUGCAGAACUUGCUGAUUACCAUGCUAAACUAUCUCCACUUUCUAGUUCAGUGAAAGUCAUGGUAGGUAUGGCAGAUAUUGAAGCAGCAAUAAAGGAGAUGUUUCAGGCUCCUCAUAUCCAGGUGAUACGAAGUUGCUCUAAACUGAGUAAAAUCUUCUUAGCUGCUAUGGUGCACGAACUUUAUAAAACAGGAAUGGGUGAAACAACUUUCGAAAAGUUGGCAAUGACAGUCUCAUGUUUCUGCUCGAGCAAUGGAGAAAUCUUUCCAGGAUAUGAUACACUCUUGAAAGUCGGAUGCAAGCUUGGGGAAUGCAGAAUUUUAGUGUGUGAAGCCGGCUCCCGGCACAAAUUGCAGAAACUACAACUCAACUAUCCAAGUGAUGAUGUUACAUUUGCACUUAAGGAAAGCAAAGACCUGCCAUGGCUGACCAAGUAUCUCUAG